AUGUCAGUGAGCGGUUUCCCGACUAAGCCAGAUGACAGGGAACCCAAGAGGGCUAGAAUGAGCGCCACGACAUUAAUCGGGUUCACGGAGGAAGACAAACAAGGAACUAUCCAACCCCACGAUGAUGCCUUAGUCGUGACGCUCAGGAUAGGAGGUUAUGACGUCAAAAGGGUGUUAGUUGAUCAAGGCAGCGCGGUGGAGAUAAUGUACCCUGAUUUGUAUAAGGGAUUGAACUUGAAGCAGGAAGACCUGUUGCCAUACGAUUCCCCCCUGGUUAGUUUUGAAGGAAAGGUCGUCAUCCCGAGAGGCAUGAUUAGGUUGCCUGUGCAAACAGACUCAGAGGUGGUAAAAGUGAACUUCAUUGUCGUAAAUGCAUACUCCCCUUACACAGCCAUCGUGGCCCGGCCAUGGCUUCAUACUCUAGGGGCUGUGUCGUCAACCUUGCACCAAAAGGUGAAAUAUCCGUCAAGAGGCAGUGGAGGACCAGCCAUGGAGGUGAACUGUGAGGAGUUGGAGAAAGUACUCGUCGGAUUUGACCCUGAGAAGUUUUUUCAAAUUGGCUCGGAAUCGCCGCCCCAAGAGAAGUCAGCAUUGACUGCCAUCCUCGGACAAAAUUUAGACGUGUUUGCUUGGGACCCCUAUGAGGCCCCCAGGGUCGACCCAGAUUUCAUCUGCCACCGCCUUAAUGUGAACCCGACCGUAACACCUAAGAGGCAAGCUCCUCGACGACCGUCGAAAGAACAUACCGACGCCGUGAUAGAAGAGGUCACAAGAUUGAAGAAAGCAAGGGCUAUCAAAGAGGUCUUCUAUCCCGAGUGGUUAGUCAACACGGUAGUGGGCUACCACCAGAUACCCUUGGCCGCCGAAGACCAGGAGAAGACUGCUUUUAUCACCCUAGUUGGGAAUUAUCAUUAUAAAGUGAUGCCCUUCGGCCUAAAAAAUGCCGAGUCAACCUAUCAAAGGAUGAUGACCAAGAUGUUUGAACAGUAG
Molecule: messenger RNA, 990 nt
Organism: Quercus lobata
Lineage: Eukaryota; Viridiplantae; Streptophyta; Magnoliopsida; Fagales; Fagaceae
Exons: 3
Coding region: 1-990 (329 amino acids)
Source: RefSeq, a predicted model, not a curated record